CCGGUGCCCCGCCUCUCAGCUGUGGUCCCCAACACCUUCCAACUCCACACCAUGGAGGGCGUUGAUCUUACUAAAGCCAUGCUGAACAAGGGCAAACAGAUGGCCAGUGUUGCUGCGUCCGCUGCCAAUGGCAACGGUGGAAAGAAGAGGAGAAAAGGCACCGACUUGAAGCCCAUCGUCACCAAUGAAUCUGCUGCUGGCGAGCCGACAGAAUCAACUGGCGCCGCGCCGACCAACGCGAAAGCUACCGGAGCGACGGCAUCGCGAUCGCCCUCUGCUUCAUCGAGCGAUGAAGUGGAAACCACCGCGGAGGAAGAGGACUCCGAGGACUACUGCAAGGGUGGCUACCACCCAGUGGCCGUGGGGGAGACUUACAACAAUGGUCGAUACGUGGUAGUGCGCAAGCUGGGAUGGGGGCAUUUUUCGACGGUGUGGCUGUCGAGGGAUACCACUACUGGUAAACACGUCGCGCUAAAGGUAGUCCGAUCCGCAGCCCACUACACCGAGACCGCCAUCGAUGAGAUCAAACUGCUCAACCGGAUCGUGCAAGCGAAACCCUCCCACCCGGGCCGGAAGCAUGUGGUUAGUCUGCUGGACUCGUUUGAACACAAGGGACCGAACGGAGUCCACGUAUGCAUGGUAUUCGAGGUCCUGGGUGAGAACCUGCUGGGUCUGAUCAAGCGCUGGAACCACCGCGGUAUCCCCAUGCCGCUGGUCAAGCAGAUCACCAAACAGGUGCUGCUGGGCUUGGAUUACCUGCACCGGGAGUGCGGCAUCAUUCACACCGACCUGAAGCCCGAAAAUGUGUUGAUCGAGAUCGGCGACGUGGAACAAAUUGUGCAGGCCCAUGUCCAGCAAGAAGAGGCGAAAAAGAACAAGGAAGACAACCGGAAUGGGCGACGACGGAGACGAACCCUGAUUACUGGGAGUCAGCCGUUGCCCAGUCCGUUGAACACCAGCUUUAGCAGCUUCGACUUUAAACACAGCUCUUCCAACUCACACAGCAGUCUCAACCAGAUGGUGAACGAGUCUGCACCGGCAGAGCCGCCGUCGAUGAAGGAGACCCUUGGCAUCAAGGAGGAGGAAGAGAAACACAAGGAGCGAGAGAAGACAACCGAUCUCCUGGAGAGAGAAGUGUCCGGCAUCUCUCUUGACAAGACCUCCUCCAGGGACAGUGAAGACGAGAUCGAUGCCAACAUAAUUUCCGUCAAAAUUGCCGACCUGGGUAACGCAUGCUGGGUCGGCCAUCAUUUCACCAACGACAUUCAGACCCGGCAGUAUAGGUCGCCCGAAGUGAUAUUGGGAGCGAAGUGGGGUGCCAGCACCGACGUUUGGAGUAUGGCUUGCAUGACCUUCGAGCUGAUCACCGGAGACUACCUCUUCGACCCACAAUCGGGCACCAAAUACGGCAAAGACGACGACCACAUCGCCCAAAUUAUCGAACUCCUCGGCCCAUUCCCCAAAUCUCUAUGCCUAUCCGGCAAAUGGUCUCAAGAGAUCUUCAACCGAAAGGGCGAACUCCGCAACAUCCACCGCCUCCGCCACUGGGCUCUCCCAGACGUCCUCCGCGAGAAGUACCACUACACAGUGGAAGAAAGCAUGCGAACCAGCGAGUUCCUACUUCCCAUGCUGGACCUUUCGCCCGAGAAACGCGCCAACGCGGGCGGGAUGGCCGCACACGACUGGCUGAAAGACACACCCGGGAUGAGCGAGAUCGACCUGGGUAUCGCGCCUGGGACGCGCGGGGAAGGAAUUGAGGGAUGGGCGUCGGAGUUUAAGCGGCGAUGA
Penicillium cinerascens is the source of this 1788-nucleotide messenger RNA. Its product is annotated as serine/threonine-protein kinase. The transcript is spliced from 5 exons. Lineage: Eukaryota; Fungi; Ascomycota; Eurotiomycetes; Eurotiales; Aspergillaceae. Gene Ontology annotation, biological process: protein phosphorylation; spliceosomal complex assembly; regulation of mRNA processing. The coding region runs from base 52 to 1788 and encodes 578 amino acids. The record is from RefSeq and is a predicted model, not a curated record. Gene Ontology annotation, molecular function: ATP binding; protein kinase activity.